Messenger RNA from Morus notabilis, 1634 nucleotides. RefSeq lists its product as uncharacterized. Bases 186 to 1394 code for a protein of 402 amino acids. The record is from RefSeq and is a predicted model, not a curated record. The transcript has a single exon. Lineage: Eukaryota; Viridiplantae; Streptophyta; Magnoliopsida; Rosales; Moraceae.
CGGAGCAUAACCGCUUAACUCCCUCCCAUUCUCUCUCUUCUUUCUCUCUCUUUUUCACAUGCCAUUCUCCUCGCUCAGUGAGCUCCUUCUCUGAAUAAUAAUUGCGUGGCACACAAGUCAGUCAGUGACUGUCUCAGUUUUUUCUCUCUUCUUUCUCUCUCCCCCCUCUCUCUCUCUCUGUAAUAAUGGUGAUGCUUCAAAACCCUAACAGUGGCGGAACACGGUCUCCGGGGUCAGAAGAAGACCCCGUGCCUCUCGCCAUUACCAAUGGAGGAUCGAUUUCAACCGACAACGAUCCGCAGCGUUUCAGCGACGAUUUCGAUUCCACAUGCUCCACUCCGUACGUCAGUGCGCCGUCCAGCCCCGGCCGCGGCGGCUCAGCUUCCGGCUACUUCUUCAGCGCGCCGGCGAGUCCCAUGCACUUCGUGCUGUCCUCGGCUCCGUCCUCCGCCGCUGCGUACUCGUAUUCGUCAGAAGCGCCUUCGUCGUCUGAGUUCGAGUUCUCGUCUCGGUUCUCUCCCAACGGUUCUUCGGCCGCUGGAUCGAUGAGCUCCGCGGAUGAGCUGUUUCUGAACGGUCAGAUCAGGCCGAUGAAGCUCUCGUCGCACUUGCAGAGACCUCAGAUCUUGGCUCCGUUGAUAGAUCUAGACGCUGAGGAGGACGACGAGUCGGAGCUGCAAAAACGGGAAGAGAUCAUCAUGUCGCUGAAUAGAGGUAGAGAUCUGAAACUACGAAGUCGAUCUCUGCACAGGAAAGCCAGAUCUCUCUCGCCUCUGAGGAAGUCGGAGAUUCAGUGGCUUGCGGAAGAUGAUGAAGAAGAAGAAGAUUGCGCUGGUCCAAAAUCUAAAGACGGCACGGACAAGCGCAUUCUGGAUUUGCAAAGCGAGGCGGUUUCGACUGAAACCACGCCGUCUUGUUCGACCUCGUCUUCCAGGUCGUCGUCCACGGGAAGAAAUUCGAAGAAGUGGAUAUUCCUCAAGGACCUGCUUUACAGGAGCAAAAGCGAAGGAAGAGGAAACGGCAAGGAGAAGUUCUGGUCCUCGAUCUCGUUCUCUCCCUCUAAAGACAAAGAGAAGCUCUCUCAAGAUUCUCUGCAAAAUCAGGAUCAGAAAAACCCGAGCGUGGUGAAGAAGAACAAGAAGCAGAGCAAGCAAGGCUCGGCCAAGAAAAGCGGGGUUUCUGGAAGGCCGACGAACGGCGUGGUGAAACGGAGGGUCCCACCGUCGCCGCAUGAGUUGCACUACACGGCGAACAGGGCUCAGGCCGAGGAGAUGAAGAAGAAGACGUUUUUGCCGUACAGGCAAGGACUGCUUGGCUGCUUGGGGUUCAGUUCCAAAGGAUACGGUGCGCUUAACGGCCUCACCAGGGCCUUGAAUCCCGUCUCUUCCAGGUAGACAACAAAGAAAAGGAUAGUUCAAGUCCAAAGGAUAGUUCAAGUUCAACUUUUCAUAACAUAUCUCCGGCUUUUUUGUAUAUCUUUUUUUUUUGGAUUAAUUAUAGUAUAACAUCUGUAUGUAUCUAUUUAUGUUCUCAAGUUAAGAUUAUGAUUAUGUACAGGGGAUUAAUAUGUAUCACUGCUCUGUGAUUGAUGAGAAUUUCUGGGCUAAGUAUUUCCCUGAUUCUCUAUUUUCUUU